This is a messenger RNA of Drosophila innubila, 12227 nucleotides long. RefSeq lists its product as uncharacterized. The record is from RefSeq and is a predicted model, not a curated record. Gene Ontology annotation, molecular function: sequence-specific DNA binding. The transcript is spliced from 10 exons. Bases 443 to 12106 code for a protein of 3887 amino acids. Lineage: Eukaryota; Metazoa; Arthropoda; Insecta; Diptera; Drosophilidae.
AUAUCUCAUCACUAGGCAACCACAGUCACACACAACACAUACACACGCACGCAGUUGUUGUGUCGCGUCGCGCUAAAACACGAAACGAAAAAUGUUGAAAUUUUUAACGCUCGCGCUCAGUAAAACAAAUUCCAAUUGGUGCUGUGUGAACAUGUGCUCAAGUGCUAAAUGCUUCAAAUAUUUCCUAUUGGAUUAUGAAGGGCGACUUAAUGGCAUUUAAAUUGUAAUGAAUAUAAUGACAUUUCGAUACAUACACACACAAACACAUUAAUCUUGAGGGGGGCAGAAUACUGAAAAACUGGUAUAUAAAAGACGACGCCAAAUGAAAAAGACAGAGCGUAAUAAAGAGAGCGAGAGAGAGAAAGAGAGAAAACACAGUACGACACCCAGCAAUUGAACGGUAAAAAAAUUUGCCAAAAUCCAAUUAACUAUUCCUCUCGUAAUGUCACAACACAACAACCCCCCGCAUCUUCAUCAUCAUCAUCAUCAAUACUACCAGCAGCAGCAACAACAACAGCAACAACAACUACAUCACCAGCAGCAGCAGCAGCAACUACAACAUAAACAAAUACAGCAACAUAGUUGGUACUCACAUGUUGCUUCCUACCCUCCCCACCAUCCGCACGCCGCAGCCUUUGCGGCGCCCUGCAAAACCAAUAACAACAACAUCAACAACAACAACAACAUUAUGAAUGCAUACGGAGCGGGAGCUGGUGGCACGCAUGCAGCAUAUUAUGGCGCUGCAGGAGGGGUGGGCUAUAACCUUGAGGGAAACACUGUGGCCUAUGCGCACAACCAGCUGCUGCAAUACCAACAACAGCAGCAGCAGCAGCAACAACAACAACAACAGCAGCAGCAGCAACAACAACAACAACAUCAUCAGCUCAGUCAACGUUCGUAUUUGCCGCACAGUUUAAUGCAUGGCUCCUAUCCCUAUAUCAAAAGCGAGCCAUUGGAGCUGCCUGAUGAUAGACAACGCCAACAACAUCAACAACAGCAACAACAACAGCAACAACAACAGCAACAGCAACAACAACAACAACACCACUUCCAGAACCCUAUGGCACCGCCGCCAGCUCCCGCCAAUCGACACAGCCUCGAUGCCAGCGGCGAAAUGAUAAUAAAAUCGGAACCCAUUGACGAACAUGCCUAUAAAUCCAACUAUAUUGAUGAUAACACGCCCUUUGCGGAUUUUAGUAAAUAUCCAGAGUUCGGUGACGACAUGUUGAGCCCCAAAGUGGAGCUUUCGAUCAAGGAUGAGGGGUAUGGGAGUCAAAAAGUUCUGAAUCCGCUCAGCUAUCCGAGACGUAAGCUGCAAUCGGAACGUUCGUCGGAAAGUCUUCCCAUUUGUCAUCGUUGCAAGGAGGUGUUUUUCAAGAAGCAAAUCUACUUGCGUCAUGUGGCCGAGAGCAGUUGCAGCAUACAGGAGUAUGACUUCAAGUGCAACAUAUGCCCCAUGUCCUUUAUAAGUACCGAGGAGUUGCAGAAACAUAAACACCUACACAGAGCAGACAAAUUCUUUUGCCACAAGUACUGUGGCAAGUACUUUGACACAAUUGCCGAAUGCGAGUCGCAUGAGUACAUGCAGCACGAGUAUGAUAGCUUUGUUUGCAACAUGUGUUCCGUUACGUUUGCCACGAGGGAACAGCUCUACGCUCAUUUGCCGCAACACAAAUUCCAGCAGCGUUACGAUUGUCCCAUUUGCCGCUUGUGGUACCAAACUGCUUUGGAGCUGCACGAGCAUCGUCUAGCUGCUCCCUAUUUUUGUGGCAAGUAUUACGCAGCCGCACACCCACAGCAGUUACAACAGCAGCCACAGCAACAGCAACAGACCAACUAUAAACUACAGGAUUGUCAUAUGGCCACCAUGGAAAUGCCGACACCGCAUCACAAGCCGAAUGCUACUGCCAGCGCAUUGCCGGCAACGGCAGCCUUAAGUUCAUUGUUGCAACAACGUCAGGCGAAUGCCGAUGGAGCCGCUUUAUUUGCCUCAACGCUGAAGAACGAGGCGAAUGUGAAGCUGGAGCGAAGCUACAGCAAUUCCACAAGCGAGUCUGGCUACAGUUUGCACGACAGCAGCUAUAACAAUGCCUAUGGCAGCGACACCUCGUUACAUACUGCUGGUGGUGCAAUUGGUGGUCCGCAGGCGCACUCCUCGACGCUGGACGAUUCGGAGGAUGCGCUGUGCUGUGUGCCGCUGUGCGGUGUCCGUAAGAGCACCAGUCCGACGCUUCAGUUCUUCACCUUUCCCAAAGACGAGAAGUACUUGCAUCAGUGGCUCCAUAACCUCAAGAUGUUCCAUAUUCCGGCAUCGAGCUAUGCGAGCUUUCGUAUCUGCAGUAUGCACUUCCCCAAGCGUUGCAUCAAUCGUUAUUCCCUGUGCUAUUGGGCGGUGCCCACCUUCAAUCUGGGCCACGACGAUGUUGCCAAUUUGUAUCAGAAUCGUGAGCUGACCAACACCUUCACCACCGGCGAGGUGGCACGUUGCAGCAUGCCCAACUGCACCAGCCAACGGGGCGAGAGCAAUCUCAAGUUCUAUAACUUUCCCAAGGAUAUUAAGAGUCUGAUCAAGUGGUGCCAGAACGCCCGACUGCCCGUCCAGGCCAAGGAGCCGCGUCACUUUUGCAGCCGCCACUUCGAGGAGCGCUGCAUUGGCAAGUUCCGGCUGAAGCCAUGGGCAGUUCCAACAUUACAUUUGGGCGCGCAAUACGGCAAGAUUCAUGACAAUCCAAAGAACUUGUAUGUGGAGGAGAAACGAUGCUGCCUUAAUUUCUGUCGUCGCAGUCGCUCCUCAGACUUUAACAUGUCGCUGUAUCGCUUUCCCCGGGAUGAGGUCCUGCUCCGACGCUGGUGUUACAACCUACGACUGGAUCCUUCUGUCUAUCGCGGCAAGAAUCACAAAAUAUGCAGCGCUCACUUUAUCAAAGAGGCUUUGGGACUUCGCAAGCUAUCACCAGGUGCUGUUCCCACGUUGCAUUUGGGCCACAACGACACGUUCAACAUAUACGAGAAUGAACUGUGGCCACCACCAACGCCCACCACGCCCACCAAUCCACAGCAGCAACAGUUGCAGCUGCAGCAGCAAAAUUUGCAGCAGUCGCAUAAUCAUAGCAGCAAAUAUCAGCGACAUUCGGCUGCAUCGACAUCCUCGUCGGCCAGCUCGGCAUCGCAUUAUGUGGACGCGGAUAUGGGUGGAUCGUAUAUGGGAGUGGGCAACUCGGGAGGAUCGUCGUCUGGACUGAAUGUGAGCGACAGCAUGGACGUGUGCUGUGUGCCCAGCUGUGAGAGUAAGCGGCACAACAAUGAGAACAUCACAUUCCAUACGAUACCAAGGAGGCCGGAACAGAUGCGCAAGUGGUGUCACAAUCUGAAGAUACCCGAGGAUAAAAUGCACAAGGGAAUGCGCAUCUGUAGUCUGCACUUUGAGCCCUAUUGCAUUGGUGGUUGCAUGCGUCCAUUUGCGGUGCCCACUCUGCAUCUGGGACACGAUGACGACGACAUCCAUCGUAAUCCGGAUGUGAUCAAGAAGCUGAAUAUCCGUGAAACCUGCUGUGUUGCUGUCUGCAAACGCAAUCGGGAUCGGGAUCAUGCCAAUCUGCAUCGCUUCCCCAGCAACGUCGCUCUGCUGACCAAGUGGUGCGCCAAUCUGCAGCGUCCCGUUCCAGAUGGCACAAAGCUCUUCAACGAUGCCAUUUGUGAGGUGCACUUUGAGGAUCGUUGUCUGCGCAACAAGCGACUGGAGAAGUGGGCGGUGCCAACUCUAAUCCUGGGCCAUGACAAUAUUGCCUAUCCUCUGCCCACGGCGGAGCAGGUGGCCGAGUUCUAUUCCCGACCCAGUGCACCCAACAAUGGCGACGAGCAGGGCGAGUGCUGUGUGGUGACUUGUAAGCGUAAUCCCAGCGUGGACGACAUUAAGCUCUAUCGUCCGCCUGAAGAGUCGCAAGUGCUCGCCAAAUGGGCACAUAAUCUGGAGCUGGAUGUCGCCCAGUUGCCGAACAUGCGGAUCUGUAAUCUGCACUUUGAAUCCCACUGCAUUGGCAAGCGGAUGCGACCCUGGGCCAUACCCACUCUUAAUCUGUCCACCAAUAUUGAGAAUCUCUUCGAGAAUCCAGAGCGUCAGAUGCUGUACAAGCGUCGCACACAUCUCAACUCCAAUCCCAAUCGAGGAGCUGCCUCCCAUGGUGCUGGCAUCGUGAAACCGACGUGGGUGCCACGUUGUUGUCUGUCACAUUGUCGCAAGGUGCGCGCCUUGCACAAUGUGCAACUGUAUCGCUUCCCCAAGCUCAAUCGAUCUACGCUCGCCAAGUGGGCGCACAAUCUGCAGGUGCCGAUGGUGGGCAGCGCCCAGAGACGCCUCUGCUCCGCCCACUUUGAGCCCCAUGUGCUGAGCAAGAAGUGCCCGGUGGCGCUGGCGGUGCCCACACUGGAUCUAAAUUCCCCGCCUGGCUACAAGAUCUAUCAGAAUCCUGCCAAGCUGAAGGCCAAUAAGCUCUGCCUGCAGCGGGUCUGCAUUGUCGAGAGCUGCAGACGACAACGUGGUCAGGGGGUUCAGCUCUUCCGGCUGCCCAACAAUCCCACACAGCUGCGGAAAUGGAUGCACAACAUACGGAUGCGGCCGAGAGGCGCCAUGAGGCAACAGUAUCGCAUGUGCUCCAUUCAUUUUGAGACGCACUCGUUCAAUGGAAAGCGUUUGAGUGCUGGGGCGAUACCAACGCUGGAGCUGGGACAUCAGGAUGAGGAUAUCUAUCCGAAUGAGGCGCAAUCCUUUGUCGAGGAGCACUGCACUGUCGAGGGCUGCGAUGCGUCCAAGGAGCAGCCGGAUGUGCGUCUAUUCCGAUUUCCCACCGAGGACGAGGAUCUGCUCUGGAAAUGGUGCAACAAUCUCAAGAUGAAUCCCGUUGACUGCGUCGGCGUUCGCAUCUGCAACAAGCAUUUCGAGACGGACUGCAUCGGACCCAAGCAUCUCUACAAAUGGGCGAUCCCCACUCUAGAUCUGGGCCACGAUGAUGCCCAGAUUGAGCUCAUACACAAUCCCAAGCCGGAAGAUCGAUACGUUGAUCCAGUGUUCAAGUGCUGUGUUCCUACGUGCGGCAAGACGCGCAAGUUCGAUGAGGUGCAGAUGAAUAGUUUCCCCAAGGAUCCAACACUCUUCCAACGCUGGCGACACAAUCUCCGACUCGAUCAUCUCAGCUUUAAGGAGCGCGAACGCUACAAGAUCUGCAACGUCCACUUUGAGGACAUUUGCAUUGGGAAGACUCGACUCAACAUUGGCUCCGUUCCCACUAUGGAGCUGGGGCACGACGAGACUGAAGAUCUCUUCCAGGUGAAUCCGGCGGAACUGCAAAGCAAUCUAUUCGGACGUCAGCGACGUGUUCAUGGAUUCAUCAAGCAGGAGGAGCCUGAGGAACAGGAGGAGCACUCGGAGCUAGAUGAGGACAUUAAGCCGGACAUUAGCAUGUCAGAGGCGACAGACUUCAAUACAUCGCAGGUUAAAAUAAAGAAAUCCCUGGCAGAUGUCAAGUGCUGCGUGCCGAGCUGUGGACGCAGUCGCUUGGAGCACGGAGCACGCCUAUUCCCCUUUCCAAGUGGAAAACAACAACAGAGUAAGUGGCGCCACAAUCUCCAAUUGUCGUCCGCCGAAGUGGACAGAACGACACGUGUGUGCAGCGCCCACUUCAAUCGUCGGUGCAUCGAUGGGAAGCAGCUGCGGGGUUGGGCAAUGCCCACACAGCAGUUGGGACACCAGGAGCAACCGAUCUAUGAGAAUCCAAAGAAUAUACCGGGCUUCUUUACGCCCACCUGUGCUCUGGCCCAUUGCCGGAAGCGUCGGAGCAUUGACAAUGAUCUGCGCACCUAUCGAUAUCCGCGCAGCGAGGAUCUGCUCGAGAAAUGGCGGGUCAAUCUGAGAUUGGCGCCGGAUCAGUGUCGCGGACGCAUUUGUGCCGAUCACUUUGAGCCCAUGGUGCGUGGCAAGCUAAAGCUGAAGACGGGAGCGGUUCCCACGCUGAAGCUGGGACAUCAUGAGGGCGUUGUCUUUGACAAUGAGGUCAUUAAGGCGGGUCUGCAGCAGGAGGCAGAGGCAGAGGAGGGUGAGGCAAGCAUGGAAUCGCUAGUCAAGGUCAAGCAGGAGAAGUUCGAUCCGGAGGAUGAGCCACCUGACACUGAUGAUCGUGACAGUGAGGAGGUCGACAAGGAUCCGGAUGAUCAUGGCUAUUUUGAUCCCUUGGAGCUGGUGGAAACAUUUGCGGAGCAACAAAGCGACGCCAAUGCAACAGAAGAUGACGAUGAUGAUGAUGAUGAUGAUGAUGAUGUGGACGACGCUGGCGAUGAUGAUGAGCUGCUGCUGCCGGAUACGUCGCCAGUUCGAGUGGCGUUGCCAUUGCUGCCACGCCGUGAGAAACCUGUGAACAAUGUGACGCCGAUUUGUUGCCUGAAACAUUGUCGGAAGGAACGCACGGCAAGUCAUCCGCUGAGCACUUUUGGUUUUCCCAAGGAUCAACAGCAACUGCUUAAAUGGAGCGCCAAUCUGCAGCUGUCACUCGACGAUUGCGUUGGACGCGUCUGCAUCGAGCACUUUGAAUCAGAGAUGCUGGGCACGAGGAAGCUGAAACAGAAUGCGGUGCCCACAUUGAAUCUGGGACACAGCACACCCCUUCGCUUCAAGUGCAAUGGCCAAUCCGUGGGCAUUUAUGAUGACCAGCCGCAGCAUUCGGUUUUUCGGCUUUGGAGCCUGAAACAUUGCCGCAAAAGGAAACUUCUAACGGAAGCGCCGGAACCGGAUCAAACAGCGAUUAAGCGACGCUGCUGUCUGCCCAGCUGUGGCAAGCAGCCGGAUCUCCAUGGCGUUCAGUUGCUUCGUCUGCCCAGCAAUCGCAUCCUGCUGCGCAAGUGGCUCCACAACCUGAAACUAUCACCCAUGCUGGACAACAGCCAGGCGCGUCUCUGUAGCGAACACUUUGAGACUCCGCUGGAGCACCAGUCCCUGGAGAAUUGUGUGCCCACACUGCGGUUGGGUCACGACGAUACCCACAUUUAUCGCAAUCGUGGCAGCAUCAGCGGCAUCUCGGCGGCGUCAUCGUCAUCCAGUGGCUGUAUGGUGCCCAGCUGUCCCUGUGCCCGCCUCAAUCUCUAUCGCUGCUAUGAUCUGCCCGAGAAUCGUGUGUUGCAGCAGGUCUGGCUGCAGUGGCUCCAACUGCCGAUGCCUCAGCUGGCCAGCGAUGGCAAGCUCUGUGUUAUGCACUACAUGCAGCUCUAUGAGCAGGUGCCACUGCCCCGGGAGCUGCCAGGGUCGGUGCUCCGUCAGCUGCAAGAUACAUAUGAUCUAAUCUCCAGUUCCUCCAUGGCCAUGAAGCUGCGCUGUGCCGUUCCGGGCUGUUACUCCAAGUACACGGACAACAUCAGGCUGACCAAGCUACCAAUGUGUCCGGACAUCUGUGCCAAGUGGCUGUACAACACCAAGAUCACCUAUGAACCUGCCCGUCACUAUAUCUAUCGCAUUUGCAUGCUUCACUUUGAGGCUCGCUGCCUGGGUCCAGUGCGUCCGAAGCAGUGGGCUGUGCCGACGCUGCAAUUGAAUCACAACGAUCCGCAUAUCUAUCUUAAUCCCAAGUUGGAUGGUAGCUCGCCAAGUUCCGUACACAUUCCCAUUCCCGUUCCCGUGUCUUUGACCACGUCCGUGCCCGUGGAGCUGCCAUUGCGGAUUAAAACAGAGCUGGCCUUCAGUGGCAGUCCCAGCGCCAGUGCCAGUCCGAGUCCACGUGGCAAGCUGCGUGUUUGCUGCAUUCCCAGCUGUGCCCAACAGGCCACAUUGCAGACGCGACUCUUUCGCUUUCCCAGCGCCGAGACGGCGAUGCUCAAGUGGCUGGUGAAUACGCAGCAACAGCCGAGAUUGGUUGAUGCACAGCAUCUGUUCGUCUGCCAGGAUCACUUCGAGGAGGAGGCCAUUUGCAAGAAGCAACUGCGAAGUUGGGCUGUGCCCACGUUGAAGCUCGGACACGAUGGUCAUGUCAUACCGAAUGCGAAGCACAAUGGCAACAUUGCCGACAGCCAGGAGAACAAGCAGGCACUUCAGUUCAUCUGGGAGAACUAUUGCUCCGUCUUGAGCUGCUUCCAAACCCGCAGCGAGCAACUGCGCCUCUAUGCAUAUCCCAAGGAUCGGCCCACCAUACGGAAAUGGGCAGCCAACUGCAAGCAUCGUUCCAUGCAGGCGAGCAGCGAUGGAUUCCAGGUCUGUCAAUCACACUUUGCGCCGCAUUGCUUUGACCCGGAUACGGGUGAGUUGCGAGAGGAUGCAGUGCCCACGUUGGAGCUCAGUCGUUGCAUCAAUGAGGUUCGCUGUGUGGUGCCCGGAUGUGUCAAGGAUGAGGAUGCACCGCGUCAACGCUUCUACAAGAUGCCCAAACGCAGUGCCCAUCUCAUCACUUGGUGUCACAAUCUUUGCCUGGAUGUCGCUGCCAUGGGAUGUGGUGAGCAUCAUGUGUGCGAUCGUCACUUUGAGACGCACUGCUUCAAUCAGCAGAAACUCCUACGUCCUGGAGCACGUCCCACGCUGCAUUUGGGGCAUGAUGGGCAAAUAGAUGUGAUGCCCAAUCCGGCUGACUGGGAUGCUCCUGAUGCGGUGGCUGCCACCAGUGUCUGCUGUGUGCCCAACUGUGUUAACUUCAGGCAAGAGGAGAGUCCCGUCCAGCUGCAGCUCUUUGGCUUCCCCAAACUGCGAGUGCUGGCGGAGAAGUGGCUACACAAUAUACACCUGGAGCUGGGCAAGGAGCAGCUGGCUAAGCUGAAGAUCUGUAGUGCACAUUUUGAGCCCAGUUGCCUGGAGAAUGGACGACCACAGUUGGGUGCCAUGCCCACAUUGCAGCUGGGCCACGAGGAUCACCACAAUAUUCAUCGAAGCCGAAGCGCAGAUCCAACGCCGACCAAGGUCAAGAAGUAUUGCAAUAGGAGUGGCUCCAGCCAUGACUGCUGUUAUCCACAGUGCGUAGAGCUGCAGAAGACUUAUCUGAGGAUUAGCUACGAUCUGCCACAGGGAGAGGCACUGCGUCGCAAGUGGCUGGACCACAUGGCCAUAGAGGAAGUGGAGGAGAAACCACUCAAGCUCUGUCCGCUGCACUUGAUCAUUCUCUAUGACCACAGUGACGAGCAUUUUGAGGAGCACACAAAGGAGCAGCUGCUGGACACCAAUUACGAGGAUGCCCGCAACAGUGUCCGCAUACGUGUCAUCAGUUGUGCGGUGCGUGGUUGCCGGACACUGAAACCACGAGACGGUGGACGACUACAUGGAUUGCCGCAACGUCGGGAUUUGCUUGAGAUGUGGCUGCACAACAUGCAACUGGUGUUCUACGAGCACCAGCGAUACCUCUACAAAAUAUGCAGCAAACACUUUGAGGCCAGUUGCUUCAUGGACACGACACGCCGUCUUAAGCCCUAUACAAUGCCCACUUUGGAGCUACCGGAGCGUCGGCCGGGAGAGGCGCCUGUCUAUCAGAAUCCCACUGAAGCCGAGUGGCAGCGCAUGAAUGAGCUGCUGGCAUCGGAGCAGCUGCAGCAGGAACAGCCACUCAUCCCGGAGGAUCAUGAAGAAGAAGACACAGACAUGCUGGAGCCAAUUGUCAAGAUUGAGCAUCAGCUGGACGAGGACGAGGAGGAGCAGCAGGCGGAAGAGGAAGAAGACUAUGACAACUCACAACAGCCGCUGGAAGUACUCCUCGAGGUGGGACACGUGGAGAAGUGCACCACCUAUGAGCAAAUGGAUUCAGAGGCAAAUCUUGGCUAUGUUGCCGAUCAGCAGACGCAGGUCAGCAGCUUUGGUCCAUCAGUAUCGAUGUCUACGUCCCAAUAUGGCAGUGGCACCAUUGUCAGCAAUGGAUUCAAGUACAAUGCCCGCCACUGCAGCGUGAGAGGAUGUGAUGUGACUGCCAAUGAUGUGAGUGGCAGCAUUAAGUUGCACAAGUUUCCCACAUCGCUGGAUGCGAUGCAGAAAUGGAUGCACAACACCCAGGUGGAUGUGGACACGAAUUUCGCCUGGCGUUUUCGUAUCUGCAGCUAUCACUUUAGCGAUGAAUGCUUCAAUGGAUCACGCAUUAGACGAGGUGCCAUGCCCACGUUGAGUCUCGGACCUCGUCGUCCACUAACUAUCUACGACAAUGAGUUCAACACGUCGCUGCAGCUGGAACAGGAGCAAGCCAACGAGAUGCUCAAUGAGGAGGAGCAUCUGAUCCCCGACGAGGAGCCCAGUAAGACUCACACAAAGGGCGGUGAGAUCAGUCUGCGUCUUCCUCAACCGGCGCCUCCACGCAAAUCCAGCAAAUUCUGUCAAAUCGAAGGUUGUCCCAAUCACUUGACCAGCGAGAAUCUGACCCUCCAUAAGUUCCCGCAUUCGGUGGAUAUGUGCGCCAAGUGGCAGCACAACACCCAAGUUCCCUUCGAUCCGGACUUCCGUUGGCGCUAUCGCAUCUGCAGUGCCCACUUUGAGCCCAUCUGCCUGAUGAACAUGCGCCUGGUGCAUGGCAGUGUGCCCACACUUCAUCUGGGGCCACGUGCGCCUUGCCAGCUGUUCGACAGCGACUUUGAGGCGAUUAGCAUGCGAUUGGAUAAGCAGAAGAGCAGCUCGGAGCAGCACUUGGAGCAUCGGGCACAAACGCAGCAACAGGAGGUAGAGGAUGAGGAUGAGAGUGCGCUGAAUUUUCUGGUGCCAGAGAUGCAUUUGCAUGAGGAUGCUGAUGCAGAUGGAGAUGGAGAUGCAGAGCAACCGGACAAUCCUUUGACUUACAACCACAGCUGGAAAGAUCUGCGUUUGCCCAGCAUGAAAGAGGAGAAGACAACGACGUUGACGAAUCCGGUCAAGUCGGGCUAUGACAAGUGCUCCCUAGUGCAUUGCCAGCGGCUGCGUUCUCAGCAUGGCGUCCACCUCUACAAGUUUCCACGCUCGAAGCAACUGCAACAGCGUUGGAUGCACAAUUUGAGGAUCGUAUACGAUGAGAGACGUCCGUGGAAGACGAUGAUAUGCAGCGUACACUUUGAGCCCAACUGCAUCCGACUCCGCAAGCUUCGUCCGUGGGCGGUGCCCACGCUGGAACUGGGCGACAAUGUGCCGCAAGAGAUCUACACGAACGAACAGAGCCGACAGCAGCUGGAGAUGGGCAGCGAUAACGAGGAAUUGGAAUUGGGCACGGACAUAUCCACGUCCAUGUCCGUAGAGGAUACUCAGUUGGAGGGAGCGUUCGAAGAUGACGAUGAUGAUGAUGAUGAUGAUGAUGAUGAUGAUGAUGACUUUCUGGCCACAGAGCCAUUAGUGAAAAGGGAGCGUCGUUCACGCUUUGAUCCCUUGCCGCCGGGUCAGUUGCCGCCUUGGAAAAUGAAAUUCUGCUCCUUGCCCUACUGUCGCAGUCCUCGCGGUGAUGGCAUCAAGCUCUUCCGGCUGCCCAAUAAAGUUAGUUCCAUUCGCAAAUGGGAACAGGCGACGGGCAUGCGCUUCACCGAAUCCCAACGCAAUACGAAGCUCAUCUGUAGUCGCCACUUUGAUCCGCAACUAAUCGGAGUGCGUCGCCUCAUGUACAAUGCCGUGCCGACACUUCAUCUGGGUCCAAUGAGUGCCGUUAGUCAACCCGUGGCAGCUCCUGUGGGACCACGCUGCUGUAUGCCUGACUGCCAGGAGGAUGUCAAGCUGCACAAGUUUCCAAGUGAUCCCCUAAUGCUGCAUCAGUGGUGUCACGCCCUGAAUCUCCCGGAUAUUCAGCGUUACAGCGGCAAACACAUCUGUGCCACACAUUUGCCCGCCCAAGCUCCGAGUUGCAUCGUCUGUGGCGUGGAUCAUAUCAAGUUGCCGUUGCUCGACUUCCCGGAGAAUCGCAAUCAACGCGCCAAAUGGUGUUACAAUCUCAAAAUCGAACCCAUACCCAAGUGGGAUAGCUCCAAGCAGAUAUGCAGCAAGCACUUUGAGAGCUACUGCUUUGCUCAGCCGGGUCAACUCUUGCCCGAAUCAGCUCCUACGCUGCACUUGAGGCACAACGACAGCAACAUAUUCCUCAAUGAUUGUGCCACAGACUACAGUAAAAUGCUGCGCAUUAAGGAUGAGCCCUUGGACAGCGAGGACCUGAUGCUGUAACAACAAAUAAAUACAAAUUCAAAUACAAAUACAAUAAUAAUAAUAUUAGAUAUAUACUGAGAAUAGUCAGGCUGGAGAAGCAUUGGGAAUAGCGUGUCAUCAUAUAAUAUAUAUAUUAAUG